AUGUCCUUCAUCUUCUACCUCACGGCAGCGGCAACCACACCAAACAGCACCAUGGCCCUCAUCCCCGACCACGACUCGUCACACGGCACGAGCAGCAGCGCCAUCCCCGACGCGCGCCAGACACUGCCUUUCCUCCCCGACGCUCCCCCGCCCGACGCCGACGGCCUCCCGGCCCCGCCCAAGCUGUCGCUCCGGCGCGCGCGCGACGUCGCCCGCGCACUGGAGAGCGAGCGCGCGCUCGCAGACGAGGAGUACCGCCUCGCCCUGCUCAAGAGCUACAUCGACUUCAAGCUCACGUACCAUGCCCACGCCGGCCUCCGCCGCAAGCUCCGCCCGCUGGAGCGCGCGUUCCCCCAGUACCGCGGCACGUUUGUCGCCGCGCGCGCAUUCUACCGCCUGCCCCCGCCGUCGUUCGACAGCGAGGAGCCUGCGCGCCUCGAGAGCCUGAUGAGCUCCGCGGCGUCCCUGUUCGCCCACCCCGCCCCGUCGUCCCCUCGGCCCAAGUCCCCCCGCAGCCCAGCCUGCGACACCCCGCCCCCGUACUCUGAAGCAGAACCACUGCGCCACGACGAUAUCAUCGGCCAGCUGCAGCGCAUGGUCGAGGUCGAGCGCGCGGCCCGGUGCGCCGCCGAGCAGCGCCUCGCGGCCGUCGCGACGGCCUAG
Molecule: messenger RNA, 663 nt
Organism: Vanrija pseudolonga
Lineage: Eukaryota; Fungi; Basidiomycota; Tremellomycetes; Trichosporonales; Trichosporonaceae
Exons: 1
Coding region: 1-663 (220 amino acids)
Source: RefSeq, a predicted model, not a curated record